AUGUCAACAUUUCCAAUUCCUGCAAACCCUGCGACUCGAUCUCAAGUUUUGCCUGUUGAGGUUGUUGACUUGAUCAUCAACCAAGUCAUGCUCCAAAUCCCUGUUAUCCCUUCCAAUGCUGCGAACAGCGCCGACAUUCCAUCCCUUCGUCACGAGUACAUCACACGACUCUUGCGAUCUCGCUCAUUGGGCCGAACCUGGAACAACGCCAUUAUCCCCCUUGUUUUCAAAAACUUACGCUUAACUCGUGAUCCCGAAACCCUCGGCUUGAUCGAAAUGUGGUCAAAAUGCUUCCUGACCCCAGGUCUACCACAACUUUGUCAUCCCUUUCUUGACGGCAUUUGGUACACGCUGCCUUCCUUCAAAUCGUUGCCGGGGACUGUUUUAAGUUGUUCGACAUUGUCAUACGCUUGCAGCAUCUUGCCAGAGACCGCCGCGUCUCUCAUUAACCUAUGCGGUCCCACCCUAAUCACGUUGAAAUUGUGUUUCGUCGAGAUUGUUGGCUUUUCUCCUGCGCUUACCAGUGCGAUCCAUAAAAUUGGGAACCUACAAACUCUCUUGAUCCAGGGCUCUGGAUCGCCCCACAUAAUCCACGAUCACGAAUCUGUCAAAACCCUCCUAGAGGGCACUGGAUCUUUAAAGUCAUUAACGAUUAGAUUUGCCUCAUUGCCAUCAUUACAUCUCAGACAAGGUUCCCUUUCGAAUCUGACACACUUUUAUAUCUCCUGCUCUCGCAAAAAUCUUUGCGCUGCGAUUGAUAUAUGUCGCGAAGAGGAAAGAUUAAUUGACACCCUCGAGUUAUAUCCCCCAAGCAAUCCGGAUUUGACUGCGGGCGUUGCUUUUGGCCUCGCUACAGCACUCAAAGUACUAUUCAUAAUUUCAAUCCCCGACCGUGUCCCACAUGGCAUGCGAAUGCAUGUCUUCCCCAACCUCAAGGUACUGCGCAGUGAGUACUCCAAUUUGGAAAAAGAAAACCUCAAGUGGUUCAAAUGGCCUAUGCUCGAAACCAUUGAGGUCCUGGUGGCUACCUAUUGGUCUGGCAACCGUUACUGGCGUACCGUGCUGGAGGGAAAUCAUCCCGCGACUUUCACCGUGCCACCAAAGUUGAAACACAUCGUCUUUACGACCCCUGGAAGUGAUCAAAUACGAGAUCCAUUCUUGGUUGACGCUUUUGACGUGAUCGGCAUUAAAUGCCACUUUUUGGCGCCGAUGAACCGUGUCCAAAUCUUGUGUUCUCAUGACAAACGCCUAUUACAUCAAUUUGUACCAGUUACUACUUACACCUGCCAUGUUAUUCAGAGCCCAACAAAACCUCCUACCUAUGCUUUUGUCAAUCGACUUCUUACAACCCAACAUGAUUUCGUGAACCGCGCCUACCAUCUUGCCGGGCCAUUGGCCGUGCGGCAAUCGUUGUGGCUUAUGAGUACUUGA
This is a messenger RNA of Melampsora larici-populina 98AG31, 1431 nucleotides long. RefSeq lists its product as uncharacterized. The coding region runs from base 1 to 1431 and encodes 476 amino acids. The record is from RefSeq and is a predicted model, not a curated record. NCBI's taxonomy places the organism in Eukaryota, Fungi, Basidiomycota, Pucciniomycetes, Pucciniales, Melampsoraceae. The transcript has 2 exons.